GGUGCUCGGCGGGCGAGGCAGGGAAUCAUGGCAGCUGACAAAAACAAUGAAAAACAAAUUUUUACGGAGGAUUGGAUAGAUGAAGAAUUUAUGAGAGAUGAACAAACUAAGAUAUUACUUAAUGACACGUUAAGGGAAAAUAUCAACUUAAAGGUGGAGAUCCAAAAGCUUCAAGAGGAGUUACAGGAGACCACCGGGAACUCUCAGAUUAAAGAGGACAUUCCAGAAACAAAGAUGAAAUUCACAUCUUUAGAGAAUCCUGAGAAUGAGAGCCAGUUUUUAAAUAUCUCCUGUUCAUUUCAAGUGAGCUCACCAGUUCCUUACGAGCUACAAAAGGGAGAAGCGCUUAUCACCUUUGAAGAAGAAGAAGUUGCUCAAAAUGUGAUCAGAAUGGGGAGACACCACGUGCACAUAAAGGACAUAGCUGUGGAGGUCAUGGCUAAACCAGUUCCCUUAAAAUCAGGAGUCAGAUUCCAGGUUCAUGUAGAAGUGUCUAAAGUGAAGAUCACUGUUACUGAAAUUCCCGAUGAAUUGCCUGAAAACCAGAUGAGAGACAAGCUAGAACUGAGCUUUUGUAAGUCUCGAAAUGGAGGUGGAGAAGUGGAAUGCGUGGAGUACGAUAAACAGGCCAGAAGUGCUGUCAUCACAUUUGUGGAAAGUGGAGUUGCUGAAAGGAUUUUGAAAAACAAAGACUAUCCUCUUUACAUAAAUCAAGAUUGCCAUAGAGUUGCUGUUUCUCCAUACAUGGAAACACACCUGAAAAAGUUCCAGGUAUUUUCAGGAAUAUCUAAGAGGACAGUGCUUUUGACUGGCAUGGGAGACUUUGACAUGAUGGAUGAGGAGACUGUGGAGGAUUUAAUUGGCAUUCACUUUCAGCGGGAGAAGAACGGAGGUGGAGAAGUAGACACGAUCAAAUGUUCUCUCCAUCAACCUUACGUGGCAUACUUUCAGGAAUAGGCUUAUGGAGUCAUGAGAAUUAGAGCUUCUGAGCCCAAAUUACCAUCGGUAUUGGGGGAAAUGAGUAUCUUUCUCCUUUAAAAAAUGAAAGCUUUAAUUCUUAGUGUCCAUAUAUUCUUAAGAGACAAAUAUAUUUUUGUGUUUCUGAAUGUUCCUUUGUUUCCAGCUGUGCCACAUAUUUAGAAAUGCAAUAAGCUCCCUAUAUUAAAAACAGUCUUGUUCAUAAAUUACGUGGAUUGGUGCCAUGUCCUUUGAAAUCAACUGUAAAUGAUACAACGGACUUCCUGCCAAGUUGGCUCCUGCCACAGUCACUUGAGCCAAUUCACUUUUGGCCCCAGGUCCACCAGCAUGCAGAUUUGACUCUUAACAUUCCCCACAAGAAUUGUUAUAUUCAGCAGUUUGUGAUGUGUGUACUGAAUUUUCAUGGGACUCUGAGUUUUCAGUUCCCAUUUCCAAAGUAUUCCCACGGCUCCAGAGGUAUUUCUCAAAGCCAAGUGUAGUUUUCUCUUGAACUUUCCUUUACCCAGAGUGUCAAGUCCUUUUUAAGACACUCGCUCUCCAAAUAGAACUUGUAAAGACCAGAAUUUUCUUCCUUUUACACUUACAGUGGGAACAAUAGGUGUAAGGGGUUGACAGCCUUGGAGUAAAGAGAGAGGUAAAUGCAAAGCUCCUGUUCCCUCCCUCAGGCUUGAUGCGGGGGAUGACUGAGGGU
Molecule: messenger RNA, 1669 nt
Organism: Phyllostomus discolor (pale spear-nosed bat)
Lineage: Eukaryota; Metazoa; Chordata; Mammalia; Chiroptera; Phyllostomidae
Gene: NMI
Product: N-myc and STAT interactor
Exons: 8
Coding region: 28-957 (309 amino acids)
Cellular component (GO): cytoplasm
Source: RefSeq, a predicted model, not a curated record